This is a messenger RNA of Zingiber officinale, 300 nucleotides long. Its product is annotated as MAPK kinase substrate protein At1g80180-like. The transcript has a single exon. The coding region runs from base 1 to 300 and encodes 99 amino acids. The record is from RefSeq and is a predicted model, not a curated record. Lineage: Eukaryota; Viridiplantae; Streptophyta; Magnoliopsida; Zingiberales; Zingiberaceae.
AUGGCUGAGCUGCGAAGGUCGAAGACGACGUUCCGGCGGUCAGGGUCGUCGGGUUUGGUGUGGGACGAGACAUUCUUAGCAUCACGAGAUCACUAUCCGUCUCGGGUCAAGAAUCAUCGGGACGAUGGCCGCAGAUCACCGGAGGAGCUGCAGCAGCAGCGCUCCAAAUCAAGCACAGUAAGCAGACAUGGAAUUAUCUCACCGGUGGUCGACCGCCCGUCUCCUAGUCCUCUAUACUUUUGCUGCCCGUUCCCCGGCAAGAGCAGCUCCACCAAACCACAGAGACCAAGAAGGCGCUAA